This is a messenger RNA of Orussus abietinus, 2428 nucleotides long. Its product is annotated as UPF0668 protein C10orf76 homolog. The record is from RefSeq and is a predicted model, not a curated record. Bases 221 to 2239 code for a protein of 672 amino acids. Lineage: Eukaryota; Metazoa; Arthropoda; Insecta; Hymenoptera; Orussidae. Gene Ontology annotation, biological process: regulation of Golgi organization. Gene Ontology annotation, cellular component: cytosol. The transcript is spliced from 11 exons.
CAGGCAAGAUUCGUGGAUUAAUGCACGAGAAAAGGGCUGUCGACCUUUCGAAAAACUUCUUCUUCAUAAUUAAUGCCGGAAUGAUUUGAUCGACGCUGCAGAAACGACGAAACUUUCGACAUAUCUUUCCUGCCGUUUUCUGGCGCGUUAUGUGCGCAGCUUUUCAUACUACUUGAUGAGACAAAGAAUAUCGAGCAGGAUCUGAAAGAUCACCGCCGAGAUGGCUAUGCGCAAGAGAAGUGGGUCUGGCUCUAAACGGCAGCACAAGGGAAAACUUGUGCCGAUAUAUGAAAGCUUUUUUAAAGGAGAAGACUUGACGUUGGCUCAUCCGAAUUUCUGGAAUGAAUUAUUUCUCAUCAAACCGAUGGUCUCUCAUAUCGAGAAUGAGAUUCUACGCAUGACAUCGGAGCAAUUAAAUGCUAGUAAGGAGAAUCUAAAUGCACUGGUUUGUCACUGCGUGGACACCCUCAUCGAUGAGCAUCCUUUUCGCGUGGUGUAUGCUUUGCAAACUUUGGCAGCUGUCAUUCAGUCGAUGUACAAAAAAGCUAGUCAGGGCGAUUGUAGUUUUAACUUAAUAGAUAUUCUAGUCGGCUUUGAUUCCGCAGAGCAGAGAAUGACAACAUUGAUGCAGCACUGCAACAAUUUCUUGACAGGUGAUUAUCCAGACAAUUUAAAAGCUCUGUGCCUGAAACUUUUAUUAAUUAUCGCGACUGGUACUGACAACGUCAGCCAAAAUACUCUGUUGGAAUAUAUAAUGCUUAACAGCGCGUUUGAGUCUCUGAUACAAUUACUGCGAGACACCACAGCAAGGAACCGUCAUGGCAAUGAUGCGAUUCUUUUAUUGACUCUCCUCGUCAAUUACAGGAAACAUGAGAGUGCGAACCCUUAUAUAGUGAAGCUGUCAAUUCUUGACGAUGAACUUGCCUUGAAUGGCUACGGACAAGUGAUAUCCAGCUCGCUGACAGAAUUCUGCAGACAAUUUGCCCAACAAAAAGCAGAAAUCCAGGCAUCGUGGCUGUCAUCUUUGACAAGUAUGGUGGGCAGCAUGUUUGUCGGAGAAGAGGAGGCCAAAACGCAACAGAUUCGAGCGAACAAUGCGCUUCUAUUGGCUUUAUACGAGGCGACUCACUUAAAUCGGAACUUUGUUACAACUCUAGCGUACACUCAAAGCGACACAAGUGCUCCACCUUCACCGAACAAUACUUUGGGACCCAACGCUGUGGCCCCCGGAGUGCAACCUCCGGAUGUGAUGGCGCAGCCAUUCAAUUUACUUGCUACCUUCUUCCAAUACUGUUCAAUCGUCAUGCAAGCUUUGAGGACGGAGGCUAUUAUGAAUAACGUCAAGCUGUGUUUUUUAAUACUGAGCUGCAUUGCAGAGGAUCAGUACGCUAAUAGUUUAAUGCACGAUGCGAAUUUGGCGUUCAGAGUGCAGUUACACAGAGUGCCGAUGCAUCAUAGGAAGAUUCACGAUAAACUGGCGCCUACGCAACCCUUGGCUGCUACGCUACUUGACCUACUCGUCGAGUUUGUUACUUCACAUAUGAUGAAAAAGUUCCCUCUGGAGCUUUAUCUUCAGUGUAUCGGAGUCCUGCAGAGACUACUUUGUUACCAGAAACGAUGCCGAGUCAGGCUCAGCUAUCAGUGGAGAGAUCUUUGGACGGCGUUAAUAAAUCUCCUGAAGUUCUUAACGACGCACGAGAGUCAUUUAGUGAAAAAAAUGAACGUCUUUCCUUUAGCUAUUCAGGUUGUCAAUAUUUUAAACCUGUUUAUCACUUAUGGCGAUACGUUCCUAUGGUCGCCGAGUAGCUACGAUGAGCUGUUCUAUGAGAUAAUUAGGAUGCGUCUAAUCUUUACAAAUUUAAAUGCAAUGGCUCUUAGGUAUUCGACCAGUGAGUCUUACGAGUUCAAAGAGCAUGCUUUGAAAUUAACCAACGCUUUGGUUAACAUUCGUGACAUCGUUAAUCACUUUCCACCAAAGAUUGCGGCAUGGUUGGCCAGUGAAAGUCUUUCUACACCGACUGAACAACAGAUCUUGGCUAUUAUUAUACAAAAUUAUGACAGCGUUACACUGAAGUUGCAGGAUAACUUGGAUCAGUAUGAAAGAUAUUCGGAGAAACCAAAGCACACGUCUUUCUUUGAAGAGAUGGUCACCGGAGUUGUGAUCGAUACCAGAAGCUCGAUCGAUCUCACCGCUCUUGAUACGCAGGCAAUUUUACAAGAGCUGUCAAACAUUUCGUAACACAAGUGGAAGUCAUUGAGAAGGGACAAGAUCAUACAACUUCACGUCAGUGUACAGAAACAUUCUAUAUUAAUAUUGUAGUUCUAUGUGCAUUCCUACAGUGUGCAAAGAUAAAUGUACAAUAUCGAAAUUAACGGUAAAGUAUUCUUUCAGGAUUUAUUAUAUAUAAAUCGAGGCUAUGAAUCGUCA